This is a messenger RNA of Dipodomys spectabilis (banner-tailed kangaroo rat), 2448 nucleotides long. Its product is annotated as protocadherin alpha-1-like. Gene Ontology annotation, biological process: homophilic cell-cell adhesion. Gene Ontology annotation, molecular function: calcium ion binding. Gene Ontology annotation, cellular component: plasma membrane. The record is from RefSeq and is a predicted model, not a curated record. The coding region runs from base 1 to 2448 and encodes 815 amino acids. Lineage: Eukaryota; Metazoa; Chordata; Mammalia; Rodentia; Heteromyidae. The transcript has a single exon.
AUGGUAUUUCCCGGGAGUGGAGGCCUUAGAGCCCCGCCCCUGCUGCUCUCGCUUCUGCUCCCCGCAAUCUGGGAGGCAGGGAGCGGCCAGCUCCACUACUCGGUCCCCGAGGAGGCCAAACACGGCACCUUCGUGGGCCGCAUCGCGCAGGACCUGGGGCUGGAGCUGACGGAGCUGGUGCCGCGCCUGUUCCGGGUGGCGUCCAAGGGCGGCGGGGACCUUCUGGAGGUAAAUCUGCAGAAUGGCAUUUUGUUUGUGAAUGGUCGGAUCGACCGGGAGGAGCUGUGCGGGCGCAGCGCGGAGUGCAGCCUGCACCUGGAGGUGAUCGUGGACAGGCCGCUGCAGGUGUUCCACGUGGAGGUGAAGAUUAAAGAUAUUAACGAUAACCCACCGGUCUUCCGGAACAGAGAACAAAGGUUAUUUAUUUCUGAGAGUAGACAACUCGAUUCGCGUUUUCCGAUAGAGGGCGCUGUUGACGCAGACAUUGGUGCCAAUGCUCUUCUCACUUACACUCUGAGUCCCAGUGAUUUCUUUUCUUUGGACAUAAGAGCAAAUGAUGAACUGGGUAAAUCUCUUUCUCUUGAACUGAGAAAGUCUUUGGAUAGAGAAGAAACACCAGAACUUCAUUUAUUAUUGACAGCUACUGACGGGGGUAAACCAGAACUAGAAGGUAGAGUUCAGCUGCUAAUCACUGUACUUGACGUGAAUGAUAAUGCCCCCGUAUUUGACCAGGACCUGUACAGAGUUCACUUAUUAGAGACUAUAGCAAAUGGAACAUUAGUGACCAGGCUAAAUGCUUCUGACGCUGACGAAGGUGUAAAUAGUGAAGUAAUUUUUUCCUUUGGCGGUGGUGCUCCUCCUGACAUUCAAGAAAAAUUCAAAAUUGAUUCCACCUCAGGAGAAAUUAGAGUAAUUGGUAAUCUGGAUUAUGAAGAAAAGAAAUCCUAUGAAAUUCAAGUGAAGGCAGUUGAUAAAGGAAGUCCUCCGAUGUCAAAUCACUGUAAAGUUUUGGUGAAAGUGCUGGAUGUAAAUGAUAAUGCGCCAGAACUGGCAAUCACUUCCCUGUCUUUGCCCAUUAGAGAGGAUGCUCCACUUGGCACGGUUAUCGCCCUCAUUAUGGUGUCUGACCUCGACUCAGGUGUGAAUGGCCAGGUGACCUGCUCUUUGACACCCAAUGCACCCUUCAAGCUGGUGUCCACCUUCAAAAAUUAUUACUCAUUGGUCCUGGACAGCGCUCUGGACCGAGAGACCACCUCUGAGUAUAAGGUGGUGGUGACCGCGCGUGACGGGGGCUCGCCUCCGCUGUGGGCCACCGCCAGCGUGUCGGUGGAGGUGGCCGACGUGAACGACAACGCGCCCGUGUUCGCACAGGCCGAGUACACGGUGUUCGUGAAGGAGAACAACGCGCCCGGCUCGCACAUCUUCACGGUGUGGGCGCGCGACGCGGACGCGCAGGAGAACGCGCGCGUGUCGUACUCGCUGGUGGAGCGGCGGGUGGGCGAGCGCGCGCUGUCGAGCUACGUGUCGGUGCACGCGGAGAGCGGCAAGGUGUACGCGCUGCAGCCGCUGGACCACGAGGAGCUGGAGCUGCUGCAGUUCCAGGUGAGCGCGCGCGACGCUGGCGUGCCCGCCCUGGGCAGCAACGUGACUCUGCAGGUGUUCGUGCUGGACGAGAACGACAAUGCGCCUGCGCUGCUGGGGCCUCCCGGCGGCGGCGGCGGCGGCGGCGGCGGCGGCGGCGCGCGCAGCGAAGUGCUGUGGCGCUCGGUGGGCGCUGGCCACGUGGUGACCAAGGUGCGCGCGGUGGACGCGGACUCUGGCUACAACGCGUGGCUGUCGUACGAGCUGCAGCCGGCGGCGGCCGGUGCGCGCAGCCCGUUCCGCGUGGGGCUGUACACGGGCGAGAUCAGCACCACGCGCGCGCUGGACGAGGCGGACGCCGCGAGGCAGCGCCUGUUGGUGCUGGUGAAGGACCAUGGCGAGCCGGCGCUGACGGCCACCGCCACGGUGCUGGUGUCUCUGGUGGACAGCGGCCAAUCGCCCAAGCUGUCUUUGCGUGCAUCGGAGGGCGCCGUGGCUUCGGAGGCGACGCUGGUGGACGUGAACGUGUACCUGAUCAUCGCCAUCUGCGCGGUGUGCAGCCUGCUGGUGCUGACGCUGGUGCUGUACGUGGCGCUGCGGUGCUCUGGGGCGGCUGUGGGGCGGAGCGAGGGCGCGUGCGCGCCUGGGAAGCCUGUGCUGGUGUGCUCCAGCGCGGUGGGGAGCUGGUCCUACUCUCAGCAGAGGAGGCAGAGGAUGUGCUCUGGGGAGGGCCCGCCCAAGACCGACCUCAUGGCCUUCAGCCCAGGCCUGCCUCCAAGUGUGAACUUAUCAGAAAGAAGUGAACCUCCAGACAUGAACUCGGAUCCUUCUGGUAAUGUAAGUUUAACUUUUAAGCUUUGGCUUUAA